Messenger RNA from Ylistrum balloti, 1802 nucleotides. RefSeq names its product quinone oxidoreductase-like protein 2 homolog. The transcript is spliced from 9 exons. Gene Ontology annotation, cellular component: mitochondrion. Gene Ontology annotation, molecular function: oxidoreductase activity. Bases 65 to 1090 code for a protein of 341 amino acids. The record is from RefSeq and is a predicted model, not a curated record. Lineage: Eukaryota; Metazoa; Mollusca; Bivalvia; Pectinida; Pectinidae.
UCUUGGUUAUUUCGUCUGGGAUACACCCCUAAUCAGCUGAUUUUACUCAUCAGCGAUAGUCAACAUGCAUUAUGUUAGGAAUGGGAUCCAAUGUUCUCAGAAGGCAACCUACAUGUCAGCAGUUUGUACAGACUUUUCUAAACCACUGGAGAUCAUUGAUGAUGGAAAAACACUGGAUCCAUCAAGUCUUGGUGAAAAUGAGGUGUCUGUAGCCAUCAAAGCUUGCGGCAUCAACUAUGCUGACCUAUUACAAUGUAAGGGGCUCUACCAAGAAGUAAACCAGCCGCCUUUUGUACCAGGGAUGGAGAUCUCCGGGGAGGUGAUGGCUGUAGGCAGUAAUGUGAAAACAUUGAAAACCAGUGAUAGAGUGUUUGCUUUGUUGAAGUCUGGAGGCUUCUCCAACCAUUGCAUAAUCCCAGAAAUGGUUUUAAGGAAAGUUCCAGAAUCUAUAUCAUAUGAGGUAGCUGCAGGGUCAGUUGUCAACUAUGCAACAUCUCGGUUGGCACUUGAAAAGGCCAAUCUUAAGAUGGGAGAGACGUUGUUUGUAACAGGAGCUGGAGGCAGCACAGGGUUGUCAGCUGUGGAUAUUGGUGCACAGCUAGGGGCAAAGGUUAUUGGCUCCUGUGGAAGUCUAAAAAAAGCUGACGUAAUACGAAGUAAAGGAGCAUCACACAUCAUAGACUACAAUACAGAGGAUGUGCGGAGUCGACUCAAAGAACUUACAGACGGAAAGGGACCUAACGUGGUGUUUGAUACUGUAGGAGGAGAUUUGUUCCUUACGUGUCUGAAGAGCCUUGCCCAUGAGGGAAGAAUCUUGACCAUCGGUUACACCUCAGGAAAAAUCCCUAGCAUUCCAGCCAAUCUGCUGUUGGUGAAGUCUUGUUCAGUUACUGGUGUUUAUUGGGGCGACUACAGCAGGAAGAACUACCCAGUCUUUUCGAAGUCUAUAGAUGAUUGUGUGGAAGCAAUAGCUGCUGGGCACAACUCCCCUCACAUUGGAGACAUACUACCAUUAUCAGAGAUCAACAAUGCUUUUAAAAUGAUCUUCAAAAGACAGAACAUCGGAAAGGUGGUAGUAAAAAUGGACUGAAUACUGUCAGUUUGAUGUGAUAACUUGUUUUUAGGAGGAACUGGAUGGUGUAAAAGAUUACUGUUUGUUUGUUGAAGGAACUGAUGAGGGAUGUUUGACUUUGUUUGUCCAUCUGUCCUAAUGGCUAGACAAAGUUUUCAAACACAAAUGACCUUGAUCCAUAAUCAAUGUCACAAGGGUCACUUGUUGACACCGUCAUACAGUAAUAUUUGACUACAAGGUUGCUGGCUUUAAGUGCUUAAAGGUUUGUCAAUAGAAUGUAAUGAUCUUGACCAAUGUUCAAGGUCACAGGAUGUGUCAUAUAUGUGAAAAUACACUUUUAAAUUCUUUUAAUUAACCAAAAAUCUUGUACCAGAUGAUGGGGAAAAUGUUAUUUGUAGGUUUUUAUUCAGAAAUACAUGUUAACAAAUUGAAAGUCUUCCAGAAUAAAAUCUACUCACGGUAGACCAAUGAUAAUCAGUCUGGAGAGUCUUAGUUGGUUUAAGUAAAUUAAUUCAGAUCUAUUUUGAAGAUUAAUGAUGUGGGUAUAGUGUAUCUGUGAAAUGGUGAGAGAUGCAGGUCCACGAGACCUCUUGUUUGUUGAAGGAAUUAAUGGAUGGAGAUACAAUAUAUAGCUGUUGAAGGAACACUCGGCUUGAAGGCAGCCCAUGUCAGGUUACAUUUGAUUAAUUAAUGAUAAGUUAUGUAGGUAAUUUAAUAUUUUUAUAUAACA